AUGCAUGUAUACAACCAAAAUCGAUUUUCAGAUAUUAUUAGAAAUUUAAAUCCAAGACUCGCCAAUUUGAACACUGUCCGGGCCGAUCUCAAAACUAAUUCGAGACCUACGGUGCAGGCCUUCCCUCGAGUAUUCCACGUGACCGGUUUGAUGUUAUUUGUUGAAAAAAAAAAGUUCGCCUGUGUACGACAUCGCCACCGGCCAUAUGAUUCCACUUCGUUCGUUACCAAAAUCGUAGUGAUCGAACGACUUUCAGAUUUUCGAACGUUUAGAACCGGCCGUAUGCGCACGGUGGCCCAAUGA
Molecule: messenger RNA, 303 nt
Organism: Macrosiphum euphorbiae (potato aphid)
Lineage: Eukaryota; Metazoa; Arthropoda; Insecta; Hemiptera; Aphididae
Source: the annotation of a GenBank genome assembly